AUGAAUUUUGUGGUCUCAAUAGAAGCCAAGAAUCAGACCCAGUGGAUGGAGUUUGUCUUUCUAGGGUUCUCUGGCAUUCUAGAUGGUCAGGCAUACCUCUUCUUGGUAUAUUUAGCCAUUUACUUGGUGACCAUAACAGGGAACAUUGUGAUUUUCACCCUGAUCCAGCUAGAUGCCCACCUUCACAACCUCAUGUACUUUUCCCCAGAGAUUGGAAAACUCUGCUUUUUCCUCAGCCAUUUGUCCUGCUUGGAUGUCUGUCUCUCUUCAGUCACCAUCCCCAAGAUCCUGGUGAAUCUCCUGUACCAGCAACACACCAUCUCCUACAACCAAUGCCUGGCACAGAUCUUCUUCCUGCUGUCCUUCAUGGGGACGGAGGCUGCAUUGUUGGCUGUCAUGGCCUAUGAUCACUACGCCGCCAUCUGCAAACCUUUGCACUACUCCCACCUCAUGAACACCAAGGUGUGUGUCCUGCUAGCCUCUGCCACUUGGGUCUGGGGCUUCCACGAUUCUGCUCUUCACACCUCUCUGAGCUCCAGCCUGUGUUUCUGCGGAGUCAACCAGAUUCGGCACAUUUUCUGCGAUGUCCCCCCGCUGAUGAGGAUUGCCUGCAGAGAUACACACAUCAGUAACUUGGCGACUUGGGUGGCCAGUGUUUCUAUGGGCCUGGGGCCCUUCCUAGCCAUAAUCCUCUCCUACUUCUACAUCCUGUCCUCCAUCUUGAGGAUUCAGUCAAACACUGGCAGGCACAAGGCUCUUUCCACUUGCACUUCUUACAUGAUUGUGAUCACCAUUUACUUCGGGAAUGGUUUGGUUAACUACAACCAGCCAAGACUGGGCUACUCACUGGAGAUAGUCACGCUGGUCUCCAUGUAUUGCAUAGUCCCCCCUAUGCUAAACCCCCUGAUCUACAGCCUCCGCAACACAGAGGUGAAGGGAGCCCUGAAGAGGUUUCUGGAGAGCCAGAGAAAGUUGUAUACGUCCUCAAGCAGAAGCCGGCCCCCUGACCAGGUCAGCUGGAAGAAGCAGCAUCCAAAAUUGACCAUCUCCACAUCCUUCCAAGAGCAACAGCAAGAACCCGAGUUCAUUCAGCAGGAAGAUGCCAGGUGA
Molecule: messenger RNA, 1110 nt
Organism: Rhineura floridana
Lineage: Eukaryota; Metazoa; Chordata; Lepidosauria; Squamata; Rhineuridae
Product: olfactory receptor 5AP2-like
Exons: 3
Coding region: 1-1110 (369 amino acids)
Biological process (GO): G protein-coupled receptor signaling pathway
Cellular component (GO): membrane
Molecular function (GO): olfactory receptor activity; G protein-coupled receptor activity
Source: RefSeq, a predicted model, not a curated record